UGCAGUUGCAGACGCCAGUCGCUGUGCAUUGUGUGUGUGUCGGUGGCUGCAGGCGAGGCAUGUUUCUCCGGCCCAGCAUCUGAGGCAGUGGGACAAGUAGUCCGGUUAGUGAGCUGGACUUGUGUCUAAUUUGGGGGGAGGACAUUGCAUCUGGUCAGACAUCUCCCCCUCCCUCCUGACUCGGUGCUGCAGGCAGUGUGCGAUCAUCUCGCUAUGUCGGAUGACGAUUCCAGGGCCAGCAACAGCAGCUCCUCUUCCUCGAGUUCUUCCGGCCAGCAGCAACAGCAGCAGCACAUAGAAAGGCAGGAGCCGGCCAAUAACAACGGUAACAACAACAAGAAGAAGGAGAACAAGGGCAGCAGUAUGAGCAAGAACUCCAAGCUGCUCUCCACCAGCGCUAAAAGGAUUCAAAAAGAGCUGGCAGAUAUUACCUUGGACCCUCCACCAAACUGCAGUGCUGGUCCAAAGGGAGACAACAUUUAUGAAUGGAGAUCUACUAUCCUUGGUCCACCAGGAUCAGUAUAUGAGGGUGGUGUUUUCUUCUUGGAUAUCACAUUCACACCUGAAUACCCAUUUAAGCCACCAAAAGUGACAUUUCGGACGAGAAUUUACCACUGUAACAUAAACAGCCAGGGAGUGAUCUGUCUCGACAUCCUGAAAGAUAACUGGAGCCCAGCACUCACAAUUUCCAAAGUCCUCCUGUCUAUCUGCUCUUUGCUCACAGACUGCAACCCUGCGGACCCUCUUGUUGGAAGUAUCGCCACUCAGUACACGACCAACAGAGCGGAACAUGACAAAAUGGCCAGACAGUGGACCAAGAGAUACGCAACAUAGACCCCAGCCUUCCCUCAAACACGGCUGUUUGUCUGACAGAGAGAGCUGCUUGUUCAUUUGAAGGGGAAAUGGAGGGUGGGAGCUGGUAAAGAAUUUCUAUAACAGAUUUUAUUCAGCCUUUUAUUUCCAGAGUUUUGUUAUUGUAAUUUAAGGUAUCUUUCUGCAGCAGCUGCUUAGACUGAGCAGGGACAUCUUUGUAAUUCAAGAACUAUUUGUCUUCUAAUGAAGUAAUAAGAAGGCAGAUGUUUGGAAGAGAUGGGCAAACAAGAAAUGUACCUUGUGCAGUGAGUGACACUGCAUAUAAAUGUAGGCAUUUGUGUAAAGUCCUUGUAAAGUAUUGAAUUGAAUGGAGUUUAUUUUGAACCUUAUUUGUGUGUAUGUAAAAGAGGGCUAUAGACUGAGACCAGCAUAACCCUGUCUCUACCAAAGAGCUCUGCAGUGGGGAUUGUGAAUGUCAUUCCCUGGCAUAGGAUAUGAAUGUCUGGUUUGUCUUGUGUAUUAAGAAUCCCUAAAUACACUUUAUAUAUAUAUUUUAUCCUUUUGUAUGUGUGUGUAUUAAUCUGAAGCGUUAAGUUAACAGGACCUGUUAGGAUAUACAUUAAGCUGUUUAACUGUAAAGGUGGUUAAUAAUUACUCUGUGGAUUUCUUAUAUGUUUCAGACUUCCGUCUGCAUUUGUUACUGUGCUAAUAAAAGUGAAAAAAAUACAAAGAU
Messenger RNA from Xenopus laevis (African clawed frog), 1546 nucleotides. RefSeq names its product Ube2e2 protein (gene ube2e2). Lineage: Eukaryota; Metazoa; Chordata; Amphibia; Anura; Pipidae. The record is from RefSeq and is marked provisional.